Drosophila busckii is the source of this 2618-nucleotide messenger RNA. Its product is annotated as protein charybde. NCBI's taxonomy places the organism in Eukaryota, Metazoa, Arthropoda, Insecta, Diptera, Drosophilidae. Gene Ontology annotation, biological process: regulation of TOR signaling; negative regulation of signal transduction; apoptotic process. The coding region runs from base 1309 to 2196 and encodes 295 amino acids. The record is from RefSeq and is a predicted model, not a curated record. Gene Ontology annotation, cellular component: cytoplasm. The transcript has 4 exons.
AGCUUUGGAAAACUGCUCCGCCACAGAAGUUGCCGCCCAAGCUCCUCUCAACCGUUAGCCGUCAGCCGUGGCCGUCGUUGUGUCGUCCAUCUUCCACAUAUAGUUUAUUUUCUUGUUCGCUUGUAGUUGUUGUUGCAACCAGCUGGUAGCAGCAGCAGCAACAACAGCUUUCCAUACACACACACACACACACACACAAAUACCAAGGCGCACACAGAGAGCGAGAGGGAGAGCGAGCGCAGUUAUUGAAACGAGUCGAGAGAGCAAGCAAGCAAGCACAGCUGUGAGCGAGCAAUUGAGAGUUUGAGCGGAACUCAGUCGACGGCAACCCACCCCCAAAACCCCAAAAAAUAGCUUUGCCGUUUUCUGUCGUUCACUGACAGCAGCGGCCGUCACACGCAACGCAGCGCAACGCAUCUCAGCCCCACCAGACACACACGCUCGGAGACGGAACGACGCCAGCAGAGGCGAGAGGCCCAGUGAGACAGACAGACAGUCAGCCAGCCAGCCAGCCUAUCAUUUCGACAGACAUAAAUUCACACAUACUUAUGUAGUAUUCAAAUGAAAUAUCGCCUAUUCCCUUUAUUUUUGGGAUACAACGAGCGAAAUCCACCAAAACUACAAUAACAAUAAGAAUUAAACAAGAUACAAGACAAGUGCUGUGCUUUUAAAACAACCUACAAAAUCGAAGGCAAAACUCAACGCAACGCAACGCAAAAGGAAACAUAAAACAUAAAGAAAGAGAGAGAACGAGAGCGAGCGAGCAUUGGAGAGACGGGGCGGCAGUUUCGGCUUUUUUAGAAUGUAUUGAAACGAAAUUUAAAUGUUUAACUAGAAUAACAAAUUUAGUUGUUGAUACUUUUUGCAAUUAUUUGUUAAACAAAACCAGGCAAGGCGUCGGAAAUCAAACAUAACAUACAACACAACAUACAACAUAUGCCUGUUUGUUUUGUAUGAGAGCUCCAGUCAGAAAUAAAAAUAAAAAAAAUUGUGUGCCGUAAAUAACGUAAUAACGUGAAAUGAAUACAAAGCAGAAAGCAUAAACACUUUCAAACACACAACCACACACACAUACACACAAAUUAAAUUCUUGUGAUUAAAGUGCAUUUCUACAACACACACAUACAUAUACUUAUGCAUAUGUAUGCCCAACAACAAUACAAUAAAACGCAACGAAAAAAAGUAAUAUAAAAAAAGCUCCAAUUACAAUCUAAUUGAACGGCAACGGCGGCAAACGAGAGCAGCGAGGGAGAAGGAGAAGUUAAAGAAGAAGAAGCAACAGCAUUAUUGUUAUUAACGUCUUUAAAGAUGGAAGUGCUAUCAGUACAAAAUCAUAUUCAGGGACAAUUUGGUGUCAUUGGUACAACAAAAGUUAAAGACUGGACGAGUCCGCUGACGGCACCCACAACGACAACUGCAACAGGCGUUGCAGCCACGCCAGAGGCGCUAGCGGACAGCCCAAGGGAUAAGGUGAGUGCUGACGUGGACGUGGAUUUGACGGACGCUGAUGUUGUGGAUGGCCAUCCUGCAUCAGUGUUGCACAUGCGUCAGCAUCAGGCGCUUCAUACACGGCCUCGCCUCUCCUCAACCACCUCGUCCUCCUCUGCAACGGCCCCCAGCAAGCCGCCCGCCUCACCCAUGGCCAUGGCCAGCUUCGAUAUGCUCAAUUGUGAGAACAACACCGCCACCGCUGGCUACAUGUCCAACGUGCUGCAGGCAGCUCCGUUACCGGCCUCGCCGCUGCAAUCGACAGCCGGCGCUCGUCUGGGCGCCAGCGACAAUCUGGACGAUGUGAAUCCCAGUGCUGUGGAGGAGCUCUCACAGCUGCUGCAGACCAAGCUGCGCGACGCCAAGAGUCGUCAUCUCUCCUGCACCGAGGUCACCUUGCCCAACAAUCUCACCGAACGCAUUGCUGUCCAAAUCAUACGCAUGUCGGAGCGCGAGCCCUGCGGCGAACGCGCCUGCACCAUCUUCAUCGAGUUUGAGAGCGAGCCGAACAAUGUCAGACGCAUUGCCUCCUUCAAGGUGGAUCCGGACACUGUCUCCAUCUUCGAGCUGUAUUUGACCUUGAAGCAGGACAAGAGCGGCUGGACCUCGAUGCUACCACAGUUUCUCAAAAAUCUAACACGCAGCAAUACUAUCAUGAUAAGUCCAGAUUUUACAUUGACCAAGAAUAAACUCUACUCCUCCGAGUAGUGAAGCGGCUUGUAUGUGGCGGUCGUAGGCGUGUGGGCGUGGCUUAACUCAGUACCAAAUCCCUCCGAAUAUGAAAGCCGUUUCUACUCGAGCCGCCUGCGUUCGUCUUCUACGAACUUCACCACACUACAUAAAACACACCACACCACAACUCACCACACCACAAACAUUACCACAAUUUAGCCAUAUAGAGGCAAACUUUGGACCACAACUGAACAACUCCUGCAAAUAGCAACAAAAUCAACAGCAACAAAUCAACUCAACAACAAUUGUGUAUUUUGAGAGACCUACAAAUCCAAAAACAAAAAUGCAAAAAAUUUAAAAAAAAACAAAAACAAACAAAAAAAGAGAAACAAAUCAACUGCAGUUGCAGGCAACUCAAAACUCUUAUUGGACUGACUUUUUGGCUUAUAAACAUUAAA